AUGGGGAAGAAAAGCGGGAAGGUGCGAGUGGCGCUUCGUGAGGUUAUUAGGGUUUAUGUAGCCGCUGGCUGGGGAAUUCACGAUUGCACUGCAGCUAACAAGUACUACUAUUUGCGCCUUACUGGUUGGCUGGUUGAGGGUACCAGUUCGCAAUGGCUAUCUAGGCAAGAUCAGAUCUGCUUGAUCCCGGAUAUGAUUAGCUCGGCUCUAUCCGAGUUGUGGUCAUCCUGGCGACAAGGUCCUUUAACGAAAUUUAAUCUGAACAAUCUAUUCGAUGUAGCUAUCCUCGUCCUUCCUCAUCAUGUCCGGGCUCCACUCUACCACUCGUGUAGAAGACCGACGGUGUUUUUCUCGCUAGAGUUUGUUUGGAGAGGAAUCAAUUUAAACCGGGAGCUGGAGAUGCCUAAUGCUGGUAAAGGGGGUUGCCUGUGGGAGGCGGUUUUGUUGUUGUGGUUAGCAACGGCUACUAACUGGGUACCCCCUUCAACUUCAACAAGAAAGACAUAG
Morchella importuna is the source of this 507-nucleotide messenger RNA. RefSeq lists its product as uncharacterized. NCBI's taxonomy places the organism in Eukaryota, Fungi, Ascomycota, Pezizomycetes, Pezizales, Morchellaceae. The record is from RefSeq and is a predicted model, not a curated record. The transcript is spliced from 5 exons. The coding region runs from base 1 to 507 and encodes 168 amino acids.